Molecule: messenger RNA, 1341 nt
Organism: Aureobasidium musti
Lineage: Eukaryota; Fungi; Ascomycota; Dothideomycetes; Dothideales; Saccotheciaceae
Source: the annotation of a GenBank genome assembly
AUGGUCAAGCGCCCGCGACUCCCCUUUCGCAUUCCUUUCUUCCGCAUCUUCUACAGCACCACUUAUACCACCCUCUUCCUCCUCAUCCUCAUCUUACUGGCCAUCACUCCCGCAUCUCUCAUCUAUACCGCCCUCAGCGCCAAUGCCUAUCAGUAUAUCUUCGAGGUCGGAGGCGUCUAUGUUCUGGUCGUCAUCUUCACCCUCUUCAUCUACUCGAGUCGACUCUACACCAACCGUUCCGUCCUCGCCGCCGUUGGCAAAUCUUGGAUUCCCGUACAGCCCGGCGAGGUCAGCAAAAAUGUUCGCAAGGNNGAGGUCGUCAAGGCUGCAAAUAGAAGCGCGAGGAUUGCAUUCGAGACCAAGCCGAGGAACCUCCAGCCUGAGCUCGCCCGCAUACAGAAACUUUCUAUCGAGUCCGACCAACAUGAGCCCAUCACUGUUGGCAAUAUAGUUCACGUUGAUCCACAAAAUCCUCCCUGGGGUCGCAUCUCCCAUCCUGGCUGGUCUUCGCCAUCUCAACUCGAUGCCAAUCUGGCCCCACACAUUCAGUUCCGCACUGUUGUCAUGGAGUUGCCAAAUCUCAUCGAAGCCCGUGCUGUUUCAUUGGCCCCUCCCGAUUCGUCCUUCAACCCUCCUGCGCAGGAAGCCACUGUCACAGCCGAUUCACGAGUUGUAGACCUGCUCUCGAGAAAGCCUACAGCCGAUAUGCGCUCAUACCUGGCUCAACUUUCUGCUCUUGGUCUAGUCCCACCCGACGUUGGUCAAGACUUUGUUCAACGCUACGAGCAUGCUCGUUUCUCUCCAAUACCCAUCCAAGAGGACGAAUUUGAGCGUCUCAUGUCCGUCUUUGCCACUUUACUUGCCAACAUGAACCAGCUACCACCUCGAGUCUUGGAACUGGCCCAAGCCGGCUCGGAAGUCUCCUCUGAUAAUUCGAGCUUAUCUUCUAUUUCUUCCCGGAGCGAUAGUAUUUCCUCCUCCAUUGCUGGAUCCGUCUUCCGCGCUCGCACGCCUGGUUCAAGACUACCGUCUUUCUACACCCCGCGCGCAUCAAUGUCUGUCGCCCGCACACCUUCUCCAAACACUCGCCGUACCGCUCCAUUCUCAACACCUCGACCACAAACUGCACAAACCGCCAACACUGUCUACCGUACGCCUUCUCAACAAACCAUUUCAACCAUGAACUCGGUUCGUAGAACGGUACCGAGGGAGCCACAGACUAUGGUCGACGGCAACGGCUCGCCUGCAGCCAGCCUACAUCGACUAGAGAGCUACGCAAGUGGACAGAGUGUCAUUCGCACACCACUCCCGUCUAGCUCUGCUACAUCCUACUAUGGGUGA